This is a messenger RNA of Stegastes partitus (bicolor damselfish), 426 nucleotides long. RefSeq names its product serine/threonine-protein kinase pim-1-like. The record is from RefSeq and is a predicted model, not a curated record. Gene Ontology annotation, cellular component: cytoplasm. NCBI's taxonomy places the organism in Eukaryota, Metazoa, Chordata, Actinopteri, Pomacentridae. The transcript is spliced from 2 exons. Gene Ontology annotation, biological process: regulation of mitotic cell cycle; negative regulation of apoptotic process; protein autophosphorylation. Gene Ontology annotation, molecular function: ATP binding; protein serine/threonine kinase activity. Bases 1 to 426 code for a protein of 141 amino acids.
AUGGUGGAACUUCAAACUGUACCACGUAGCUCAGUAGGGGCAUCAGCACCUAUUGAACUACUGGACUGGUUCGACCUGGACCAGGAGCUAAUCCUGGUCCUGGAGACACCAAUCCCCUGCAAAGACCUGCUCGGGUACGUCUGGGACAACGGAGCGUCGCUGGAGGAGGAAGAGGCAAAGAUCAUCCUGAAACAGCUGCAGAACAGCCACGUCUUCCACCGAGACAUCAAGCCUGAAAACAUCUUGCUUGAGACCGGCUCAGACGUCCCUCGUCUCCGUCUGAUUGACUUUGUUGUGAGCUGCGUUGCUGACGACACAUCCUGGUUUAUCAUCUUCAUACACCCCACCGGAGUGUUACCCUCACUACAGGUACAGGGCUGGUCCUACCACGGUGGGGCAGGGGCCAUGGCCCCUCCUGGAAUCUGA